CCUUUGCGUUCGCACUUGUAAAGUGAUGACACUGCAGCGAUUGCAGAUGCAACCGGACCUCGUUUUGUUGUGUUUGGUGUUGUAAUAGCUUCGUAAAAUAACGUAAACACUCAACUUCCACAGCCGUUCAGCUCACCAGACGACUUUCAAGGAAUUGCAUCAGCUCUCGGAUAUACUUACAAUGCAGGGUUUCCCUCUUCUUGUGCAAUAAGGAGCGAUGGAUCUUUGCGAGGUUUCUCAUCAGCAGACGGUUUGUUGUGCCACCAUAAUGUUACGAACAUUAAUGCACCUAAUCAAUACAUACAGGUUACUGUCUAUAGCAUGUUGAGGUGCUUCUAGUCGUGUGUUUGUCGUACUGAAGUCUUGUUGUACUCGUGGAACCUGCUGCUUUGUGUAUGCGUGUACUGGGGAUUUCUGCACACAAGGAUCAACCCACAGAAAACUCCAGCGCUAUUAUUCCAGCUGGACCCCUGGAUCGAUAUUCAUUCCUCAACUGACGUUUUAAAAUCGUCUCAUCCUAAGGACAACUGUCAGCGGAGGACUCUCUUCAAGAAUCUGAAGAAAGAAAAGUCGACUUGAUAGAGGAAAAAACAACAUCCCAGAGCUACAUUUUGCCAUCUGGUACUAGUUUAUCAGUUAUCAAUUAAUCUGAACCUUGUAACCCAUUAAAACAAUAGGUUGGUAAGUAAACAACAAGGCAGAGAUAUCAAAAAGCCAGGUAAGACUUAGGACGAGAUGGCAUCGGCGGUGGAUAUGCCGUUGGACGCGGCGAACGCUGCGAUGCCCAGCGAAGACGAUGAGAUGGGGAUGAGUCAGGACGGAGAUAACUUCUUCGCUCAAGAUGUCACUGAGAUGACCAAUGGGGGAGUGAACAGCGGCAUCCCGGCAAAGAAGUUACUGGUUGCCCCUGAUGAUGACACCCUGGGGAUCCUUCUGAACCAGCUCCAGGCCAGACUGAUGGAGGGACAGGGGGAGACCAUCUGGGAAAUAGGAAAACCUGAAGAUGGCGAUGAUGUAGGUCUGACUGAAGAAGAGCUGAAGGCCUCGGAGGACACCCUACGUAAGCUAGCGGACUCCAUCGACGCGGUGGUCACGCCUCUACGUCAGCGCCAGCUGGGCUCCGGAUACAUGACUGAGUAUCUCAUCAGGAAGAGAGUAGAGGAGGAAGACUUCAUGGAAGUCAGAGUUGCAGUGGUGGGAAAUGUGGACGCUGGGAAGAGCACGUUGCUAGGUGUGCUCACGCACUGGGGAACUGGACAACAGGGCGCGGGGUGGCGCGACCAAGAACUAUUCCGCCACCAACACGAGAUCGAGUCCGGACGAACCAGCAGUGUCGGAAAUGACAUCCUGGGCUUCGACAGCGAUGGGAACGUGGUCAAUAAGCCGGACACACAUGGUGGAAGCCUUGAUUGGAUCAAGAUUUGCCAAGAGUCCAACAAAGUCAUCACCUUUAUCGAUCUCGCCGGCCACGAACGCUACCUGAAGACGACCAUAUUUGGAAUGACAGGGCAUGCUCCAGACUUCUGCAUGCUUAUGGUUGGCAGUAAUGCAGGUAUCAUCGGCAUGACCAAAGAGCACCUGGGUCUGGCGCUGGCCCUGAACGUCCCCGUCUUCGUGGUGGUGACAAAGAUAGACAUGUGCCCUCCCAACGUCCUCCUGGACACACUCAAGCUGCUGCAGAGAUUACUGAAGUCUCCGGGCUGCCGCAAGAUCCCCGUCCUGGUCUCCAACAAGGACGACGUCAUUACCUCAGCCACUAACUUCACCUCAGAAAGGGUGUGUCCCAUCUUCCAGGUGUCCAAUGUGACAGGUGAGAACCUGGACCUGCUGAAGAUGUUCCUGAACCUGCUGUCAGGGCGGAUGAGCUAUGAUGAACAUGAGCCCUCCGAGUUCCAGAUCGAUGACACUUACUCUGUACCAGGUGUGGGAACUGUGGUUUCGGGAACAUGCCUACGCGGAGUGAUCCGACUCAACGACACGGUACUGCUGGGACCGGAUCCGCUGGGCCAGUUCCAACCGGUCCCUGUCAAGAGCAUCCACAGGAAGAGGAUGCCUGUCAAGGAAGUACGAGGGGGACAGACUGCAUCGUUUGCCCUCAAAAAGAUCAAGCGCUCCUCUAUCAGGAAGGGUAUGGUGAUGGUGUCACCUGACCUGCACCCACAGGCAUGCUGGGAGUUUGAAGGAGAGAUCCUCGUGCUGCAUCACCCAACGACCAUCAGUCCACGUUACCAGGCUAUGGUUCAUGUUGGAAGUAUUCGCCAGACUGCAACCAUCAUCACCAUGAGUAGAGACUGCCUGCGUACCGGUGACAAGGCUCAAGUCCGCUUCAGAUUCAUCAAGAACCCGGAAUAUCUGCACGCCGACUGUCGGAUGGUCUUCCGCGAGGGCAGAACAAAGGCCGUUGGGACCGUCACAAAGAUCUAUCCGCAUGUCUCUGCUAUGGCCCAGACUUCCCGUCAGAAAGCAGGGAAGCAUCACCACGGACACCACUCUAAGCACAAGGCCCAGGGGGGAGCCGGAGGGGGUGGGGGUAGUGCUGGAGGGGGUAGCACUACUACUGCAGGGGGGACAGGAUCAGGGGCAGGGGGUGGAGCCAAGAAAGUGGUAAACCCUGUGGGUAGUACAGAGCCUGCUGCGUUAGAGAAGAGAAUAAAACAUGGUCCGACUACUGGCAACAAGCACUUAGGGACCCAUGGUGAGGUGUAAGUACAUGUAGUACACAGCACCCGUAUGUCAUAGUGUAGUGUGGUUAAGAUGGUAACAUUGGGGGAAGAAGGCAACUAGUGUUGUUUUACUGCAGAAACUCUUUUAUUUACCUGUCAACUUGGUUUGCUACUUCUCAAAACUCAUUGCUUUGAUUGAGACUCAGAACCAGCGUCAAAACUGCGAAAUGAUGCAAAUUUAACGUGAGAUCUCUCCGAAUGGGGUACCGGCCAUUUCUAAUGCAUGGCUGUAGGAGCUUGAAUGUUGGGUGAAUGCGCUACAAUGGCAGCUCUGUAAUUGUACCCUUCAAUGUAAAGCCUGCAUUGUACAAUGUACUAAUAAUUUCAUCCUUAGACUUGUUUCUGGUAUAGGGGAGGGGGUUCUUGUAAUAGUGUUGUAGUUCUUAGCAAAAGAAUAGCUUAGAAACUAGGAGAAAACCUAUCCAUGUUAGUAAAUGAUAUUUCUAGGCUCUAGAUGUGGUUAGACGUAGUAAUGAAAAUGUGUCCUAGCAGCUGAUUGAGGGAUUCAAACAACGGUCCUGAUUGGACCAGAUCAAGUGCAUGGCAGGAAUUUUUUAAGGAUCGCUUUCGUCCAGCUUAGUGAGUAUUAGGCAGCUUGUGUUUGCAUGUCCAUUCUAGAAUUUUAGGUCAUAUAGGACUCUGCAAAUGAAAUCUGCUACUGAAACAAGAGACAUGUGUUCCCUACAUAUGCUAGAUAGUAGUUUAUAAAAGGUUUGAGUCAUCAAAAGUGUCCAAAAUGAUGAAACAGUGUUAUAACAGUCAUAGCAAUGACAGUUAUGAAUUUUGAUCCCACACAUGAUCAUAAUUGAUUUGACAUUGUGUCAACAGUUAUCACAGUUUAGGCCACAGUACUUUUCUUUCACUGUCAUAUGAUCUUUCUUGUCAUAAAGAGAGGUUCAUUCUUCUAGUGUACGUACAGAAAUAACCUUCAAUAUGUGCUCCCUUUUGUUACAAUGAUCAUAAAAACAAGUUGAUAACAUUUACACAUAUUCAUUCAAUAUUCAACAAACCUGAGUAGAUUUUCAUACAUUGUACAGACUACAACACUGAACCAAUGACUAACGACAUGAGACAUGGAACUUUUAUAGUCAUCCAAAUUGGAAAUAAGCCAGCCCUGUGAAAGAACAGCAAUCGUUUGGCGUAUAUACAGAAUGUACUGUGAAGUAUGAACGCAUGCUUUGUAGGUUCUAGUCAACUGUAUUGUGACCAAGUGUUACUGUCUAUCAAAAGACACAUGAUGAAAAUACAGUAGUAAUAUCCAGAAUACAACUCUUGAAUAUACUUCCAUUGUACGAACUUUUUUUCUAUGGGUUUGCAUCAGCGUUUGUCACAACAAAAUGUACAUUUUAUAAUCCUUUUCAGGACUAAUUUCGUUGGCUCUUUCUUGGUAUUUUUCUGAUUGUUGUUUGAACAAUGUCUAGAUGGAUAGAAAAAUACCAGAAUUAGCACACCAUUUCAUUCAUUUUUUAAGGUUGCUUCUUGAUACUUGGAGUUGAUUUUUACUUUCCAGUUUGAUGAAGUGAAUUCGAUUUGGAUGUCCAAUUUACAUGCCGUGUAACAGUAUGACAUAUAUGCAAAUUAGGGUGUGACAGUUUGAAGAGGUAUGAGCCCAGUGUCAUCACAUUUACCUCCUUGAGUUGUCUGUUAUCUUGUGUACAUUAUAUGUACAUGUCAUUCUUGUACCAGUUGUGUUUUCAAAAAGUAAAAUUAGUUUUAAAUGUG
This is a messenger RNA of Branchiostoma floridae (Florida lancelet), 4445 nucleotides long. Its product is annotated as GTP-binding protein 1-like. Lineage: Eukaryota; Metazoa; Chordata; Leptocardii; Amphioxiformes; Branchiostomatidae. The transcript is spliced from 12 exons. The coding region runs from base 736 to 2706 and encodes 656 amino acids. Gene Ontology annotation, biological process: translational elongation. The record is from RefSeq and is a predicted model, not a curated record. Gene Ontology annotation, molecular function: GTPase activity; GTP binding; translation elongation factor activity.